Bombyx mori (domestic silkworm) is the source of this 3779-nucleotide messenger RNA. It is a transcript of the gene Corin, whose product is annotated as atrial natriuretic peptide-converting enzyme. Gene Ontology annotation, molecular function: protein binding; serine-type endopeptidase activity. Gene Ontology annotation, cellular component: membrane. Bases 1 to 2931 code for a protein of 976 amino acids. Gene Ontology annotation, biological process: proteolysis. The transcript has 15 exons. NCBI's taxonomy places the organism in Eukaryota, Metazoa, Arthropoda, Insecta, Lepidoptera, Bombycidae. The record is from RefSeq and is a predicted model, not a curated record.
AUGGGUAGCGGAAUUAAGACAUAUAACGUGAGGGUAGUAUUGAAAAUGAUAGGAUUAAGUAGAAGCAGCCCAAGGAGUUGCGGCCGUGCCGGCAGUCUAGCAGCGACACCCGGUGAGAAGCUUCUAGAACUACUCCGGCCUUCCAGUGGCACUCCGCGACGUCAUUCGACCGCAGCCUGCGCUCCGGCACAACCGCAACGACAGACAGGCUUCGUUUACUGCCCUUCUGAUGCCUUACCAUACUGCCCACCAUCAAGGCUGGCGCCCCCUCGUCCAAUUAUACCAAAGCUCCAGCCACCGCCGCAGAUCCAGCCGGUUAUUCCACCGCAACCACCGCCCGUCCCGCAACGCACCGCGCCGGUCACGCCCGCGCCACUGCCUGUCCCCCCUCCGGCUCCACCACGACGGUCUUCUCCACAACCACCUAAACGAAUCCCACCUCCGACACCACCCAGACCGGCAGCAACCUCUCCAUCGGCCGACCCCAACGGGAAUCGCAAGGCAACGGUUCCGAUGCUGCCACGUUUGGACUGUAACAAAAAUCCUCAGCCAACAAUCACCAAAAAACCGCCUCAAAAAAUACCAGAUACGCCCUUUACACCAGCACCUCCUCCUCAAAACAGCCAGUCGAUCAAAAGAUCGCCAAGCUCGGGGUCAAACAUCAGCGUUAGACAAGACUCGAAUGUGUCUUCGGACUCAUUUAGCCAAACAUCAUCACCGUCGUACACCACAAAGACUAUGGAAGCUCCCUUGCUACCCCACCAGCAUGUGAACAAGAGUUUGAACGCAAAGAUAGCGAGGGGACUAUUGCUGAAAGAACAGCAAGAGAAGGAGGCUGGUAACUCUUCAAUUACCAAGAGUAUGUCAACACCAGCGUCACUACAGACCAUAGUUAGGUUUCAAAAUGGAAGCAACAUGUCCCUGCACCAUCGGAUGCUGCGGGACAUACGCGGAGCCAGCAACGAAGGCUCCCCGCACAAGUUCAGACUGAUGCAAGUGGCACUCAACGCUGUAGCACUGUUAGCCAUAACCGGCGCUCUAUUCGCCUACUUCCGAGCCAAUCCCGCAGUACAGUAUGUCUCGCAAGCUGUGAACCGUUCCACUGUAGUAACGUGGCCAGCACCCACGGACGCUCCCGCCGACAAGAACCCAGCCCCCGGAGUGUGUCUGCCGGUCAUCGUGAGCUUCUGCCACCAGCACCGGAUAUCUUACAACUUCACCGUAUUCCCUAAUUACAUCGGGCAUUUCGGGCAGAGGGACGCACAACAGGAUCUGGAGAUCUAUGAUGCGGUAGUCGACGUGCGUUGUUACGAGUUGACAGCUCUGUUUCUGUGUUCGCUCUUUGUACCUAAGUGCGGUCCGCUUGGACACAUGGUGCGGCCUUGUAGAAGCUUAUGUCAAGAAACGAUGCGACGCUGCGGAUUCUUCCUUGAAGUAUUCGGGCUUUCGAUGCCUGACUACCUCCAGUGCGAGAUAUUCCCGGAGUCGACCGACACUGAUGUCUGCCUUGGGAACAGAGAGGUCAAGGAGGCUAGAUUCCGUGCUGCUAAGCCAGUGUGCGUGUCCGGCUUCCAAUGCGACGUGAAGCGCUGCAUCCCGCACGACUGGCGCUGCGACGGGCACGUGGACUGCGCCGACCGCUCCGACGAGCUCAACUGCCGCGUGUGCAAGCGCAGCGGCGACGUGCACUGCGGGAACCAGCGCUGCAUCUCGCAGGCGCACAUGUGCGACGGGAAGGUGGACUGCCCCUGGGGACAGGACGAGAGGAACUGCCUGAGGUUGAGCGACGCAACUGGAGACGUGGGGCGGGGGGAGCUGCAAGUGUACCGGGCCGCCAACCACUCGUGGUUCCCCGCCUGCAUCAGCGCGCUGGACGACACCACGGCGCUCAAACUGUGCUCCAUGCUCGGAUACUCAUGGGUGAAUAGAAGUUCGUCGAUAGCCUUAGGGGGAGCCACGACCCCCAACCCCCGCGGGGUGGGGGCGCGGGCAGGCAGGGUGCACGUGGCGGGGGCGGCGCUCUCCUACCACGCUUUCUUGAGGAGUGAAGGCGGCUUGCUUAGAGAGCUGAAAGAGUGCAGGCAUUACUCUAACAGAGUGCAUCUUGUCUGCAAUAAUUACGAAUGUGGCAAGCGUCGUACGGUCGGAGGUGGAACAAAGCGCAUCGUUGGAGGAGUAGAAGCAUCUCCUGGAGACUGGCCCUUUCUGGCCGCGAUUCUGGGAGGGCCGGAGGAGGUGUUCUACUGCGCCGGUGUACUCAUUGCUGAUCAGUGGAUACUUACUGCCUCUCAUUGCGUUGGCAAUCACUCAGACGUGAAUGGAUGGACCAUCCAGCUGGGUAUAACUAGACGACGCUCUCAUGCCUACUACGGUCAGAAGGUGAAGGUGCGUCGGGUGGUGCCACACCCGCAGUACAACGUUGGUGUCGCUCAUGAUAACGACAUCGCUUUAUUCCAGUUGGCGGUGAGGGUGCGCUACCACGAGCAGCUGUCGCCGGUGUGCCUGCCGCCCGCCGACCGGCCGCUGCCCGCCGGCACGCUCUGCACCGUCAUCGGGUGGGGGAAACGAGACGAUAAGGACAUGUCUGAAUACGAGCCGGCAGUGAAUGAAGUGGAAGUGCCCGUGCUGCAUCGCGACCUCUGCAACCAGUGGCUGGAGCAUCGGGACCUCAACGUCACCGAGGGGAUGAUCUGCGCCGGGUACCCGGAGGGAGGAAAAGAUGCUUGUCAGGGCGAUUCCGGCGGGCCGCUGCUCUGUAAGGAUCCCGACGACUCCUCGCGCUGGUACGUCGGCGGCAUCGUGUCUUGGGGCAUCAAAUGCGCGCACCCCCGCCUCCCGGGAGUCUACGCGUACGUCUCCAAAUAUAUACCGUGGAUACAGAAACAUAUUAGUCUUUAUAACGACGACAACGCCAAGUCUGAAGACGUUUAGAUUAUAUACAAGACUUUUUUUUUUUGACAAAUUUAUAUAUAAUCUGUGCGAAAUUCCAAAAUGGAGGGAAACGUCACUAAAUUACGGUGUUGAUCCCUUAUAUUUGAUACUACGAUCAAGAUCUUGAAUUUAUAUAUAUAUAUGUAUAUAGACACUUAGAAGACUCAAAAGGUUAAUUAUGACAAUAAUAAAAGUAAUGAUAACCGUGGAUACAGAAACAUAUUAGUCUUUAUAACGACGACAAUGCCAAGUCUGAAGACGUAUAGAUUAUUUACAAGAUUUUUUUUUUGACAAAUUUAUAUAUAAUCUGUGCGAAAUUCCAAAAUGGAGGGAAACGUCAUUAUAUCAAGGUGUUGAUCCCUUACAUAUAUUUGGUACUAUGAUGAAGAUCUUGAAUUUACACAUAUAUAUACAUUUAGAAGACUCGCAACGUUAAUUAUGACAAUAAUAAAAGUAGUUAUAAUGUAAUCGAGACAAUAAAUCGAACUAAUAUCGACAAUAAUUAUUUUAUCAAUUAAAACUUAGAGAUAGCCGUAAAUAAAUGUAGGUAUUUAGUUCAUACAUAUUUAUAAUAAAUAAAUAAAAAGAAUCACAAAUUCACAUAUUAUUCAUAACAUAUCACACAACUAUAAGAUCGUAAAACACUGUGAUACAAAAUCAUUGACGAAUAAAAAUAUCAAAGUUCCAAUAUAUAAAAAUAUGUAGUUUAUUGAGAAAAAAAAAAACUGAAAAUAAAUUAUUUAGAAGAAAAAAGAAACAUAAUUAAAAUUACAUGUACUUUGAAUAGAAGACCUUAGACCAUGGAGUUAAUAAGUACCAUAGUAACUCUAUGCCUUAGACUAACUGAA